Conger conger (European conger) is the source of this 7930-nucleotide messenger RNA. RefSeq names its product PDZ domain containing 2 (gene pdzd2). Gene Ontology annotation, molecular function: protein binding. The record is from RefSeq and is a predicted model, not a curated record. Bases 1 to 7701 code for a protein of 2566 amino acids. The transcript has 25 exons. Lineage: Eukaryota; Metazoa; Chordata; Actinopteri; Anguilliformes; Congridae.
AUGCCCAUUACUCAGGAGAACGCCCUGAGCCACCUCCCUCUGCUGGAGGGCUGGCUGGGGGCGGAGUCAGUGGAGAAUGGGACGGAGGCCUCACAGGAGCGGGCGGAGCCCCAACGGACAGGGGGCGUGGCUUUGUGUCAGGCGGCCAUCCGAAAACUGGUGGAGUACAUCCAGCUGAACUUCACGGAGGGGGGGGGCACCCCGGCCCCGGCCCGGGACAGUGCAGAUGUUGAGGUGCGCUCGGUCUGUCUGUGCAGGCAGGAGGGCGACGGGGACCAGCUGGGACUCAGCUUUGGCAACAUACCCAUCUUCGGGGACCCCGAGGGCCGGCGGGGCGGGGGCCGCAGGCGCCGGACGAAGGGCCCCCGGGGGCCCGUGCUGGAGGUGGGGUGUAUCUGGGUCACAGAGGUGCGGAAGAGGAGCCCCGCCGCACGCUGUGGGGAGAUCAAGCUCCGCGACGAGCUCCUGUCACUCAAUGGCCAGCUGAUGGUGGGCGUCGACGUCACCGGAGCCAGUUACCUGGCUGACCAGUGCUGGAAUGGCGGAUGCAUCUACCUGAUCAUGCUGCGGAGGAUCAAGCGCAAAGCGCCCCUCCCUCCCUGCAACGGCAGCCUCGUUAGCCUCAUUAGCGGGGGCGGCGCUAACGAGCGGAGGCCCAGCGACCCGCCGGAGCCCCCGGGGGGAGGGAGCCCGGCGCAGAACGGGAAACGCACGCGGAAGUUCGGGGUGAUCUCGCGCUCCUCGUUCACCCGAGACAGUCGGGACAGUCAGGAACAGGAGCAGGAGAAUGGAUAUGACUCCUCCCCCCUGGAGGCCACGCCCACGGACGAGGAGGGGCCACCCGCUGCUGCCCCGCCCAGGACGGUCCCACCCCACAUGCAGAACGGGAGGCACGCCUGCACCCUCCCCAAACGCCCACCACCAUGUCUCUCUGAGAGCAGCAAGUCUGAGUCUGUGAGCAGCGAGCCCCCCAGUCAGCAGAGGGAGGGAAGUCGGAUUUGGAAGAUGCACAUGGUGAAGGGGCAGGACGGCCUAGGGAUCCAGAUCACAGGAGGCCGCGGGUCCAAGAGGUCCCCCCACGGCAUCAUCGUGGCCCAUGUGGAGGAGGGUGGAGCCACACAGAGGGACGGCAGGCUGAAGGCGGGGGACGAGCUGCUGAUGAUUAACGGGCGGUCGCUGGUGGGGCUGUCUCACCAGGAGGCUGUGGCCAUCCUCCGCUCCUCUGCUGGGCUGGUGCAGCUGGUGGUGGCCAGCAGGGAGGAGUCGGAGGUGGAUUUUCACAAGUAUCCGUCCACAAGUCUGCCGGACUUGGUAAGCACGUGCUCCUCCCAGGGCCUGUCGCCACCAUCUCCAAUCGAGGACCAGGAGAACAUGGAGCCGGCCGGGGAGGACGUGACCGAGAGCGGCCUCUCUCUGCCCACCCAGGGAUCAUUCACGGAGCUGGAUAAACUGGAAGAUCGAGGGCGGAUGGAGGGAUCGAAAGGAUGCUGUCGCAGCCCGACGCCCAUGAAAUUCCGAAGUCGUUCCCAAGGUGGGGGGAGCCGCUUGGAGUCAGUGGGGGAGGACGACGAGCUGAUCGUGGAGAACGGAGACGCCGGCAGUGAAACUUCUGAGAAGCCAUCGAGGGGCGGCCGCAAACACUCCCUGCCACAGCAACUCGACACAACGAGCAUCCGACAGGAAUACCAGAUCGUUAAGAAAUCGGCUCGAUCCCUCAGCACGGUUCAAGUGGAGUCUCCAUGGCGACUGGCCCAACCGUCCAUUAUCUCCAACAUCGUGUUAAUGAAAGGACAGGGCAAGGGCCUGGGGUUUAGUAUUGUUGGCGGCCAGGACUCGGCCCGUGGAAGAAUGGGAAUUUUCGUCAAGACUAUUUUCCCCACCGGAGCAGCUGCAGCCGACGGGCGCUUGAAAGAGGGGGAUGAGAUCCUGGAGGUGAACGGAGAGUCACUUCAGGGCCUCACUCACCAGCAGGCCAUCCAGACCUUCAAGCAACUGAAGAAGGGCGUGGUGACCCUGACGGUGCGGACGCGGCUCCGUAGCCCGAGCCUGACGCCCUGCCCCACCCCCACCCUCCUGAGCCGCUCCAGCUCGCCCAACUCCAACACCAGCGGGGGCACGCUCCUCCCGCCCUCGCCCCUCGACGAGGGCGACGCAGCCAACCGCCGUGGCCCGGGACCCAAGGACCGCAUCAUCAUGGAGGUCACGCUCAACAAAGAGCCGGGGGUAGGGUUGGGAAUCGGGGCGUGUUGCCUCGCGUUGGAGAACAGCGCUCCUGGGAUCUACAUCCACAGUCUCGCCCCGGGCUCUGUGGCUAAGAUGGAUGGCAGACUGAGCCGUGGUGACCAGGUUUUGGAGGUGGAGUCCGUGAGCCUUCGCCACGUGGCGCUGAGUGAGGCCUACGCCAUCCUGAGCGAGUGUGGCCCCGGCCCAGUCAGCCUCAUCAUCAGCAGGCACCCCAAUGCUAAGGUUUCGGAGCAGGAGAUGGAUGAAGUGAUCUCUCGCACCACACACCGAGAGGGCAGGGAGGGACAGACAUCUCACGUGCUGGGACUGCCUUCCAAGAGCCCCUCCCCCUCUGUGAAGUCCAGGCAGGGGGAGGGAGCCUCUCUCAGCUGGACCAUGAAGAGGUUCCUGGAGCCAGCCAGCAGGCAGGGCUCCUUGAGCUCGGAGGCGGAGCUAUCCCAGUACUUCCUGCCCGACGGCCCCAGUCCUUCCUCCUUCUCUGAAACCAUGGCGAUGGUCUCCACCAACGACGAUCUCCUCCAUCUCAGGAGCUGCAGCGCCUCCCUGGACCAGUCCGGAGCUCAACCUCACGUGUUGAAGGGUGUGGAUGUCCCCCCUCUGUGUUCGGGGGACAGUGGGGGGAAGGUUCCGGGCCCUGUCAGCCGUCCCCUGGAGUCAGUCCGGCAGACCAGUGUGAGCAGUGACUCCAGAUCGAUCCGGAGCCCGCUGCUACGGCAACGGCGCGUGGUCUGCUACGAGGACGAGGCCAGCGACGAGGAGGAAGACCUGCCGCUCCCAGAGCGCGACGGCGCCCCCUACCGGAGACCUCCGGAGCUCCCGCGGAGACUCGCCCAGGACGAUUCGGGGAUAGUCAUGACCACGCCGUCGGUGGAGGUGGACGAGGACAGUCUGCGGAGAAACCCCAGCAGCGACGCCCCAACGCCGUUCUACAACAGCUCCGGCGAAUCAGAGGACGGCCCUCCCCCAGAGCCCCUCCCCCCGGGGGCGGAGUCUCCCUUCAUGCCCAUUCGGGGUUUGGAGCUGGACGGCGGCGUGUCUAACGGCGGGCUAGCGGUACGGAAUGACGGGCAUCGCGACGAGCCGAAGCGCUCCCCGAAGCUGGAGCACAAGGCCGUGACCCGCGUGAAGAGCAUGAUGAGCAUCGAGUGUCCCAACCACACCCCCGCGCCCCGCCCCAAGGGCGAGGACCCGCCCUCUCACCUGCCUCUCGCAAGGCCCCGCCCCCCGGCCUACUGCAAGAGGGCGGAGCCCAGCGAGCUGGCCGGCGUCUGCACCAUAGAAACCGUGGUGCUCACCAGAGCCCAGGAUGAGAGUUUCGGCCUGGACCUGGAGAUCAAGUCCUCCCCCCUGAAGGUGCUGAUCACUGGGCUCAGACCAGGGGGGGCCGCUGACAGGGAAUCCAUGGGGAAGCUGUGCAUCGGUGACGAGAUCGUGGCGAUUGGUGAUACCCUGGUGUGCACCUCAUCCUACCAGGAGAUCUGUGACCUCAUGCACAAUCUCCCGGUCACACUCACCUUAGAGAUUCAGAAGCCCGUCUCAGCUGUAGACCGGCUGUCUUGUCUGAUGAUGUCAUCGGGCAAUGAAGGACACUCCAAGAUGGAUUCCUUUAGAAACACCCCGGAGGUGAACGGUGACAGCCUCGAGAGGAAGGAUGCAGCGAAUCGAGGAAAUUCCACCUCAGAGACCAAUUCAAAACAUCCUUUUCACACUGACUGCAAGCGUGAGGUGCCUGUCACUAAUAUUGACGACAUUAUAUCUGAACUGAGCUCCUCAUCAGACAAACUGAAAAGUGAGAACACAAACUCUAGUUUGACUGCACACAGCAACGAGAACUGUUCGGCCCAGGAGCCUCUGGUGCGGCCUAACGUUUUGGAUUUUUCGGUUUUGGAUGGUGGGAAUACAGGUGGUCUGCUCUUGCUCACCGGUAAAACGUUCCUGCACAGCUACUCCAGGAACUUUGGGAAUAUGAGCGAGGAAGCGGCUAGCAUUCAGAAUGGACCCACAGAGGAGAAAGGGGGUGGGGCUUCAGGGUGCAUGUACAGCACGGUGGACGACAGCGAUUCUGAAAGUGACUCCGCCUCAGAGAAGCUCCGCCACUUGGCCAGUUCAGCAAGCUCUGGUCUGGCCCAGUGUGCUGAGCCACCGGAGAUGGACUCGGAGGAGGAAGUAGAGAUCUGUUACAGUGAAAACCACAACUCCACCCAGCAGGCAGAGGACUGUACAGAAAAAGAAGGUUCUGGAGCAUUAUCGCCUCCCUCUGAUGUCACAAACUCGCUGAAUGUGAAGAAAGGGGCCUUUGAUUUGUGUCAGGAAGUAUUUCUCCUCUCUCCUCCAAACAUUGAACCCUUGAACCCAACCUCCCACUGUCAGACAGAUGAAGAACUGACUGUGAAUCAUUUUGAAUCUCUGGAACCUCAGCAUCCAUCUUGUACCAAUAAACACAGCCCUGAAGAAGCUAACCAAUCGCAGACCUCAUCUGAGGUGCCUCUUGUACCAUGUCCUCAGUCCACUGGUAACCUACUCAUGUCUGAAAGCACUAACCCCACAAGUGGAGAGAAAAUUGGGUGCCAGUCUUCCAGCAAUGCCAUACCACCUAACAGUGUUGAGACAUCAGUCCAGCAUAGUAACACUGCAACCAGGUCAUGUGACAUGGUUGUGGUCACUAGCCAGGAGUCUUCCAGCUGUAACAUACCCCCUAACAGUGUUGAAAUGACUGACCACCACCACAACAUCACAGCUUGGUCAUGUGACAAAGUUGUAACCACUAGCAAAGCUAGCCAGGCUCCAUUGAGUGUGGGUGAUCCUUCACUUGUGGUAGCUAACUGUCACGUCACCGCAAGGACACCCGAGAGGACAGCAAAGCUUCGAGAAAAUACUUUACUGUCUCCUGAGAAACCCCCAAACCCCCAACCACUAUCAUCCAAUGCAUCUAAAUCCAAUAACUCCACACAUAGCAACAGCAAAUCCAUCGGGAGAACAUCACCGACACCGGCAUCAAAAAACAGAGAGAAAGAGAAAUGGCAGAGUCCCCCCGAAAUGCAGAAGAAUCCCAGACACGGUCCUAAGGCACCAGGGAUUGACUCCGAGAAAGACUACUCCCCUCAGUCAAACGGGAGACUCAAGCCGACUGACAAAUCGCCAAAAACAAACUCCCCUUCCAAGACCAAGGGCCUUAGUUUUAAAAGUAGAAGUAGUAAGGUGCAAGACCAGUCAAUUACAAAACCCUCAAGGCCUGAGAGUCCCGUACAGAAGAAAACCUCAGUAUCCCCGGUUCAGUCUCCCAAAAUCCAGGCCAAGAGAGUGUCCAUAACAGGCAGCAAAAUGAUGGACAAAAGCACUCCAGCUUCUCCCAGGCUCCUCAACCAUAGAUAUAGUCAGGUUUUGAAUGAAACAGGUGCCCCCAUGAUAGAACCUCCAAAUUUCUGUUUGAGUUACAUGCCCAGUAGUCCACUCACAGACCCGAAGAAAGGAUCCAAGGCCAACAAGGCAAAGACAGAGAUCAGUACUGGCCAAGAGGAGCCUGGUUUGAGAUCCAAAGAGAGACCUGCAGUGAUUGCUACUCAGAGGAGCUUCAUUGAAGUGCGGCUGUCAUCCUCAUCCUUGCCCUCAUCCAUGGCAUCCACACCCGUUUUGGGGAGAAAAGAAAUGCAAGAGAAAACUGCCAGUUCCCACUACAUUUCAGGAUCAUGUCCACUAAGUGCACAAAGCCUGGCAGAGCUGUCGAGCCCACCUCAAAAUGGUGAAACAUUCAGUUCACUCUCAAGUGAUGAAGCUGGAGAUGCAAGUGCUUUGGCAGAUACACAGCAAGCCUUGGUAAAUGAUGGCCAAAAUGACCAUGUCCAAAAUAAUCACUGUAUCAAGGAGACGGACGACUUGGAAGCCAGCAGGUUAAAAUUGCGCCUUUUGAAGAUGGAUCGUCGGAGUUACUCCACAGAUACCAGCGCACCCUCAGUCAGCAACCUAUUCUCUGUCCGGCAGCGAAUCAAGUCCUUUGAGAACCUGGCUGGCUGUGAUAGGCCGGUCAUCAGGUGCAUCGAUAUCCAAUCCUAUGCCAUCACGUCCAAACCCCCGCUGAGCAGGAGGUCCUCAGGCUACGUCACCUCGGGGAACUCCCCCUCGACCGACUACCGCUCCUUGAGGCGGAGCCUAAGCUCGUGUGCUGAUAAUCUGAGCGACAUUCUUCCGCCUGCAUCUCAACUGAUGAAGGUUCCCUCUCGUGAGGCUUCAGUGACCUCUGACCUCUCGGGUGGUGGUCUGGAUUCCCACGCGGAGGUGAAACCUGCUCCCGCCCAAUCGGAACCUCAGCCAGGCCUCCCACCCCAGACUCCCCCCACGUUACGGAGCAGGACCGGGCGCGGUCGCUCGGGACUGUCCCGAUCGCGCCUUCGGGAGCUCCGCGCACUGAGCAUGCCCGACCUCGACAAGCUUUGCACUGAGGACUUCGCCAAGAUGGCGGGUGGCGGUGCCGCCACUUUUAAGACGGAGCUGGAGAUCCGGCCCAGUACGUCUGCUGGGAACCCUCCGGAGAACACCCCGUGUUUGAGCUCCAUGGCCCCUGGGGCGUCAGACCUCCCCAGGCCCAGCAGGAGUGGGACAUCUGGGGAAGACUUUCUCCAGAGCACGGCAGCUGAGCAGCAAUCUCCUAACAGCAGCUGGUCUCUCAGUUUGAGUGAGCUGGUCCUCUCCCCCUCGGAGCAGAGCAGACUGCAGAGGGCCCUGUCCUCCCUGAACGAUAAAGCAGACGUGUGCGCCCUGAUACAGGAAGCAACAGCUUUGUCUGAGGGUAAAGAAGACGUCCACUUUGUGGUCCUAACUAAAGAAGAAGGGUCUGGCUUGGGCUUCAGCAUUGCUGGAGGGGUGGACUUGGAGCAAAAAUCUAUAACCGUCCACCGGGUGUUUUCCAGAGGGGUGGCCGGAAUGGAAGGUACCAUUCAGCGGGGGGACAGCAUAGUGUGUAUUAACGGCUCCAGUCUGGGGGGUGCCACCCACGGAGAGGCUCUCUCCUGCCUGCACCGCGCCCGGCUGCCCCCCCACGCCCUGGUGAUCAUCCGCAGGGGGAAGGACAGCGAGCCCGCGGCCCACAGACAGGAAGUCUCCACCCGAACAGGAAGUCGACACGCAGGCUCCAGGGAUGUCACCGUGGAGACUGGAGCAGUGGUGGAGGUGGGCCCUGACGGCGCUCUGAGCGUGGAGCUGCAGAAGACCUCGGCGGGUUUGGGCUUCAGCCUGGACGGGGGCAGGGCCUCAGCCCAGGGCGACAGGCCGCUCAGCAUCAAACGCGUGUUUAAAGGCGGUGCUGCCGAGCUCUCGCGGGUCAUUGACGUCGGAGAUGAAGUUCUUGUCAUCAACGGGCAGUCCCUGCAGGGUCUCACGCACUACGAUGCCUGGAACAUAAUCAAGGCUGUCUCUGACGGUCCGGUCCAACUGGUGGUCAGGAAGCCCAGGACUUCUGUAUGACCGCAGGACCGCUGCCUGAUAUUUGUCAUCACUAUAAAGCUGAACUGGGGUCCCGCCUGUGCCAGAAAACAGGACCCAACUGUGUGCUGUGUAUAUAAGAGAUGGACUAUUAUUUUCAUUUUUUUAUACUUAUAUAACCUCUAAAUGGUUAUAUUUGCGAUAUUAAUAUUUGUAUUCCUGUGUACAGGUUCGUACACAUGGUCUAUGGCACUAGUACUGUUGUACAUAA